Messenger RNA from Daldinia loculata, 569 nucleotides. RefSeq lists its product as uncharacterized. Bases 109 to 279 code for a protein of 56 amino acids. The transcript has 2 exons. The record is from RefSeq and is a predicted model, not a curated record. Lineage: Eukaryota; Fungi; Ascomycota; Sordariomycetes; Xylariales; Hypoxylaceae.
CUUAAUCACUUUAGGUACCUAAGCUAUGCGCACGGCUGAGCACCCAGCCGACGCCAUUGUCAUCACCUUAAUUAGGAGGUAAUCGAGGGCUUUGCAAACUCUUUCGCUAUGCGGUCGGCCCUAGCUGAGUCCGGAGUUACACUGUCACAUAUCAUCUAUGCGCUCCAGCGCUCUUGUUCUACCAUUUAUCCAGGCCCUUUUGCUGCUAAAAUUACGGAUGCUUAUAAUGGUUUCUAUGCAUUUCAAAGACGACUCCAUCUAAAAGCACGACAGAACUAGUUAAUAUAACGGAGCGAUCUAAAUACUUAGGGAUUAAUAUCGCCGGUCUUCUCGGAUUCAGAUUCGACCUUGGCCUCCAGAAUAACGAGGAGAAUAGAUUCAUGUUCCAUAUGCUGCACGCCGGGUCGCUCUGGAGUAGCAAUUUUUUUGCAUUGGCCCAAUUCCCGCAGGUUCCGACUUGGAUUAACCAGCUUGCGAGUUUUCCGUCAGUUGAGAGGGAAAUACCUCUCUGUGGUGGAGAGGAUGAUCGCUUCUCGUCAAAGACAGGAUAAGGAUGCUCAAUGUGACCU